AUGAGCUAUUACAACCAGCAACAGCCUCCUGUUGGUGUUCCUCCACCUCAAGGUUAUCCACCGGAAGGAUAUCCCAAGGAUGCUUAUCCACCGGCGGGAUAUCCCCCUCAGGGAUAUCCUCAACAGGGAUACCCUCCACCUCAGGGCUACCCCCAACAGUACCCUCCUCCCUAUGCCCCUCAGUAUGCCCAGCCUCCCCCUCAACAACAAAGCAGUAGCACUGGCUGUAUGGAGGGCUGCCGAGUUUGGUGCGAGUCAACUCGGUCGUUGAGACUUAACAGUCAAACAUGUUUUGCACGCUUCCCUAGAAAGAUAGUUUGGCUGCUCUGUGCUGUUGCUGUCUGCUGGAUGCUUGCUUUUGAAGGGAGCUGUGGAUCAAACAUGAAAUUGAAGCCUAUUUGA
This is a messenger RNA of Prunus armeniaca (apricot), 402 nucleotides long. The record is from the annotation of a GenBank genome assembly. NCBI's taxonomy places the organism in Eukaryota, Viridiplantae, Streptophyta, Magnoliopsida, Rosales, Rosaceae.